CUGGCCUUCUGACUUCUCUGCGCAUGUCCAAACAGCAGUUGUUGUGUUUACGUCAUUGCGCGACGAGUGACAGUUGAAGCGCUGCUGGCUCAAAAAACACGAUAAAUUUACCUCUACGGGUAAAUAAUGUCGGUGAGACACGCCAUCGGCCGGGGGCUGGAGUAUGGCCGCUCGUUCUUGCAGAUGGGUCUCCUUAAGAUCGGUGGCCGGGUCGCAGCAAAGCUCCGAGCUGACCGUUUACGCGUAGGCCAUUCGGUCCGUACUGCUCAACCUCAGGCUUUUUUGCCGUCCCGGUACCGCUACUACCGUACCUCUCUGCGAGGCCUGGCAGCCCAGCUCCAGUCCGCCUCCUUCAGGAGGAGGCUGACUGGUGGAUCCCCGCGGAACAGAGUGCUGUGCCUGGCUUUCGGGCUUGGUGUAGGGUUUAUCGAAGAACAGCUGGAGGAUGACAGAAAGAGUGCUGCGACAUGUCAGGAAAUCCAGGCUGUGUUUAGAAGGAAAAGAUUCCAAAGCACAAUGAAACCAUUUCCCUCUGGAUAUAAACUGGAAGAUUACAUUAUUGGAAACCAGAUUGGGAAAGGCUCCAAUGCUGUAGUGUACGAGGCUGCACCUCAGUGUUCCACUCUGAAGGACAAAGACAGUAAUUGCUCCCUGGUGCAGCUGAGAGAGGAUGAAGGGGAAGGAGAGAGAACUCGGUCUGUGAUGUGUUGCUCACUGAGAAACUUUCCUCUGGCUAUCAAGAUGCUGUGGAACUUUGGGGCAGGCUCGUCAAGCGAGGAAAUAUUAAAAUCCAUGUCACAUGAACUUGUGCCAGCAGGCCCUCUGGCUGUGGAGCUAGAAAAAGAACACAUUGUCCAUGAUGGUCAAUUUGGAGUCCUGCCCAAGAGAGUGUCAGCUCAUCCCAAUGUGAUCAGAGUUUACCGUGCGUUCACCGCAGAUGUUCCUCUGCUGCCGGGUGCCCAGGAUGAGUAUCCAGACGUGCUGCCGGCCAGGCUUAACCCUGCUGGUCUGGGCAACAACCGCACGCUUUUCCUGGUCAUGAAGAAUUAUCCUUGCACACUGCGGCAGUACCUGGAAGCGUCCACACCGGGGCGUAGGCAAGGAUCUCUGAUGUUGCUGCAGCUGCUGGAGGGAGUUGACCAUCUGUGCAAACAAGGUGUCGCCCACAGAGAUCUCAAAUCAGACAACGUGCUGAUGGAGUUUGACUCGGAUGGUUGUCCUCGUUUGGUGAUCACCGACUUUGGUUGCUGCCUGGCUCAGCGCAACGCCAGUCUAGAGCUUCCAUUUAACAGUGCGUGGGUCAGCAAAGGUGGCAAUGCUUCACUUAUGGCCCCAGAGGUUGCCACGGCAGUUCCAGGGUGUGGCGCGGUCAUUGACUACAGCAAAGCCGACGCCUGGGCAGUGGGUGCCAUCUCCUAUGAGAUUUUCGGGAAGCUGAACCCAUUUUACAGAGGAGUGGGCCUGGAGAGCAGGAAGUACGAAGAGAGGCACCUUCCUACCCUGCCGCCCGCGGACGUGCAGCUGGUGAUCAGAUUACUGCUCAGGAGGAACCCUAGCAAGCGACCCAGUGCCCGCGUCGCCGCCGAUAUGCUACAUCUCAGCAUCUGGGGCGGGAAGGCGCUGGCCAAUCGUGACAGCACGGGCAUGAAGAAGCUGGCUGAUUGGCUGCUCUGUCAGUCCGCUGGUGUGCUCCUGAAGGGCUGCAGGGGCCCCAGCGGCAACAGCGUGGAGGUGGAGCUCCAGAGGAGCUUCCUGUCUAACCUGGAUCUGGAGGACCUGCGCUCUGCCAUGGGCUUCCUGCUGUAUGGGUGGGGGCAGCGUCCUGCCCACGUUCUGUCUGUAUAGAUCAGAGCGAAAGG
This is a messenger RNA of Cynoglossus semilaevis (tongue sole), 1859 nucleotides long. It is a transcript of the gene pink1, whose product is annotated as PTEN induced kinase 1. Gene Ontology annotation, molecular function: protein serine/threonine kinase activity; ATP binding. The transcript is spliced from 8 exons. Bases 127 to 1845 code for a protein of 572 amino acids. Gene Ontology annotation, cellular component: mitochondrion. Gene Ontology annotation, biological process: autophagy of mitochondrion; protein phosphorylation; regulation of apoptotic process. The record is from RefSeq and is a predicted model, not a curated record. Lineage: Eukaryota; Metazoa; Chordata; Actinopteri; Pleuronectiformes; Cynoglossidae.